GGGUGGCAAAGGAACAGGGUGUAGGGGGAGGGGCGCCUCUGCCGCGUGAGCUUGCAAUUUGGGGGAGUUACAGCCGGGGCGGUGGGGGAGGGGAGGAGAGAUGGGAUGGAUGCGCGCGGGAGUGCUCGUUCGUUUGCUCGCUCCCGAGUGUGGCGGGUAGCGAGACGAAUAGGGCGCGAAACGGGAAGAGAGAGGAAAAAAGGGGUUAGGGCGCGCGGGGCAGCGGCUAGUAUUGUGGUUCGGUGCGGCUGGGAGACGUAAACCGAGCUACCGCCCGGGGUGUGGGGCAGCGCGACGGGUGGGCGGGGACGGCAGGGCCGAGGCCGAGGCUCCACUCUUCUCGCCUCGCUCUCUUCCCUUUCUUGCCUAGCUGGGGCCUCGGGCUGCGCAGUGGCGGAGGGUUUGUCCUAAGGAUCCACUUCAUCUCAAUAAAUAAAUUAUAUAUUAAAUAGAAAUUUACUCUGAAGGUCAAAAGUUUCCAGAGGUUUGAACUGAAAUUUGGAUACAAUGUUACAGUAGAUAUUGUUGAUGGCAUCUUAGUCACAAGCAGGACAUUGAGGCAGGACAUUAAUUAAAAAAAAAUGAAUAUGUCUAGUAUUGCAUUAAGAGUGGAAACUUGGCUUUCUUCUGCAUGGCAUAUUAAAGUACCCAUGACAUGGCUGGAAGCUUGUAUUACUUGGAUUCAAGAAGAAAAUAAUGAUGUGAGUUUGACUCAGGCUCAAAUGAAUAAGCAAGUGUUUGACCAGUGGCUUCUUACUGAUCUAAGAGAUUUGGAAUAUCCUAUUUUACCUGAUAAGAUUUUGGAAGUUCCAAAAGGAGAGCUAAGUGGUUUUUAUUCUUUGCAGAUUAAUUCAUUGGUUGAUGUUAGUCAGCCUGUGUAUUCCCAGUUGCAAAAGUUGAGAGGACUGAACAGGUCAAAUGAUCAAGUAACAGCUGAAACACAAAUAUCCUUAAAGCCUUGGGAAGCAAAUCCUACACGAAUGCUAAUGUUGCAGAUAACUGAUGGUGUUAGGCAAAUACAGGGCAUGGAAUAUCAACCCAUUCCAGCUCUUCAUCAAGCUAUUCUUCCAGGUACAAAAAUUCUUAUUCAUGGAAAAGUUUCUUACCGUCUUGGUGUUCUUCUCUUGAAACCAGAAAAUGUGAAGGUGUUAGGGGGUGAAGUGGAUGCUCUUGUUGAAGAACAUGCCCAAGAAAGAAUACUUGCAAGACUAAUUGGAGAGCCUGAUUCUUUAACUUCAACCAGAUCAAAUCAUAGUCAGUGCAUUCCUGUUCUUGCAGAUGGACUAGAAUCAGCAUUAGAACCUUCAGAUGAAGAACUUCUAGCAAGCCUUGAUGAAAAUGAGUCAAUAGUGGUCAGUAAUGACACUCAUUUAGAAAGUGGCUAUUUUAGCAGAAGUUGUAUUUCAGACUCUAUCAGCAAUGUGAUUUCUAGCUCAGGACUUUCUAGCAUUACACCAAGAAAAGAAGAAAACUUAGCAAAUCCUUUUGUGAAUUUCACUGAAGGGGAUUUAGAUGAUUUUUCACUAGAGGAUGUCUUGUUUUUAGAGGAAACUGUUCAGAAGGAACUUCAGGAGACAGAAGAAAGGAAUUCAUUGAUAUUGAACAGAGGCAGUGACAAAAAUAUAAAGAGACAUUCACAGAAACCUAAUAUUUCAGAUGAUUUUUCUCUGGUUAAUAUAAAUGAAAAAAAUGUUCAGAAUCAAAAGAUCUUAUUUGAACAAAUAACCAGUAAAGACAAAUCUUCUAGUUAUCUCUCCAUGAGAGAUCAAAAUCCUAGCAAUAUUUUGUCAUUUGAAAAUAAUGCACACCUGCCCCAGGAUUUCAUAGUUAAACAUAAAAGCUCAGAGAUAUGUGAAAAAAUUAAUCCCCUCCUUGGCAGUUCAGAGAACUAUAUGCUAAAUGAUAAAACAUUAAAAGCAGAACUAGUUAAUGAACCAAAACUAAUUUCAGAAAUCAGUAAUGAAAGCAGUUAUAUACAUCCUAGUUCUUUAAUAUCAUCAGAGAACAACAUGGAUCGAAUUUCUAUUGCUGUCAGUUUGGAUUCCCCACCUUUUACUUAUAUUUCUGUCCUGUUAUCUAGAAGUUUAAAUGAAGUAACAACUGUGAAAGUCAAAGCUUUUAUUGUAACCUUAACUGGAAAUCUCUCAGGUUGUGGAGGCUUUUGGAGUAUAACUGCAAAAAUUUCUGAUGGUACUGCUUAUCUAGAUGUGACUUUUGCAGAUGAAAUACUAACAAAUAUGAUUGGGUUUUCAGUAUCAGAAAUGAAACAGUUAAAAAAAGAUGUUUUUAAGCAUAAAAGAAUCCAGGAAGGUUUGCAAAAAUGUCAGAGAGCUCUAAUAGACUUGUGCUGUCUGAUGACCAUUACAUUUAAUCCUUCUUUGUCUAAAGGCAUAGUGUCAGUUCUGCAAGAUGUAAAUAUAGAAGAUCUGCAAAACUUAAAGAGACGUUUGAAUAAAUAACAUCAGUUUUGAAUAAAUGACUUACCAAAGCAGUAAUAGAAAAUAAUUGAAAACUCACAAAUUUUCAGGAUUUGAUCUAAAAACCAAAUGUUAACAUUUUAGAUGUUUUCUUUUAUUUCAUUUUGGGGAUAAAAGGAAUAAAAAUCUAAAAUUAAAUUUGAUAUAAUUAUCCCCUCCAAAACCUCUGUUUUAAUUUUUUUUUUUUGGGGGGGGAAGACACCUCUCUGAAAGAAUGUUAACAUUUAGAUAAGAAACUGGUUUUUGUUAUCCAUCCCUUCUGAAGAUCAUUCCUAAUUUGUCUCCAGAAUGAUUUCUAAAGUGUUAUAUUAUUGUCCAGUGCUGGGUUAUAUUAAUAAAAAUUGAUAAUCAUAAAACAUUUGAAUUUUAAAAUUUCUAAACAAAUAAUUUGUAUAUUUUUUAAAAAUUGUUGUAAUCUCAGAGGACCAAAUGUUGGUUUUCAGAUUCAAGUUACUCUUUUGAUUUUUAGUUUGCUGGUACUUGUUUUUGUGAUAUGAAACAUAAACUUUCCAAUGUUGUAUAUGAAAAAGAGUAAAUUAUUACAAAAAGAUUUGUUUUGAUAGGUAUUUUAUUUUCAAAUGGUACUGAAAAGUUAAUAUCCAAGUUCAAGGAUUGUUGGCAUGUUUGGAUAAAAAUAAACUUUUUAAUCUUUGUUUAUAGGUAGUGCUAACUAAACUGAAAAUUAUAAAAGUACACAUGAAUUUGAGUUUUUUUUUACCUUUUUAGUUUGCUAUGAUAACUUUUGUUUUUAAAAGAAAAAUAAUCUUUAGAAAAAUUUUAGAUUAACUCUAUAUAAGAAAUAAAUAAAACCAAUUUCUUUUUAUUUUUUUAAUGGGAAUAAAAUUUUAACAGUGAACUUCUUAACAGGUCAUUUUUACUUUCUGGCUUAAUUAAAUUUGUAUUAACCAAUAUAUCAUGAUUAAUAGUGUUGAUCUACAAUACAAUUCUGUUGGUUCCUAACUUUAUAGUAAUCACUAUUGGUGGCUUCUAGAGUGAGCUGCUGAGAGUGCUUUAGGAAAAAACCACUUUCUGGUGCUGAAUUUUGUUCCAGUAAGUUAAAUUUGACUAUGCAAUGAUUUAGCACAACUCUUGACCAAUUAAGUAGACAUUGUGUCUCCUAUAAGUAGUUUGUUGUGCUAGGUGUUGGGAGAGAGAGGAAAUAAAAAUAAAGUUGGAAUCUCAGACAUUAUCUAAUCCUACACUCUGAUUUUUCAGAUGAGGAAGCUGAAGCCCAGAGAGAUUAGGUAAUUGAAUUGUUCAUGAUUAUAUAGGUAGUAAGUGACAAUUGGGUUUGAAACCCAAGUCCUUUGAGUACAAGUCACUCUGAACCAUACUAUCCCUAUCUCUUUAAAGAAGUUUAUAACCUAGUGGAGGUGAUAAAUAUACAUAGUGGUUGUCAACUUAUAACGUGACCAGUAGUUAUAUUACCAAAUAAACUUGCUGUCUUUUAACAAAUUUCAACAAUUUCCUUUGGCAUACAGAUAUGUUUUGGGAACCCCUCUUCUUUUUUGCCUGACUUACAGUAUGUAUUACAACAUGUAAUAAAAAACAAAAAAGUUGUGUUGCACUUUAUAUUUAGUAUAUAUAUUCCUGCAAUCUGUAUAUAAAGUCUUUUAUAAGUAAAAAAAAAAAAUUUAAUGAAUCGAGAGAGUGCCACUGACGUGAAGAACAAUGUACUCCUAUAAAAAUUUCAAGUUUUUACCUUUUGAUGUGAUUAAAUAUGUCACCAUAAUUUUUAGUCCUAGAUGGGAGCACUAUUCCCUUUCCGAUCUCUAACGGGGAUCUUGAGAUAGACAAGACAGAAGAUAACUUAGGAGAAGAAUACAAAGGAGGAGGAGAAUAAUGAGAUUUUAAAAAUAAAGUUAUUGCUGCCUAGAAAAUGCUUUUUGUAUAGAAUACAAAAUAUGAAACUUAAUUGAAAUAAAGUUGCAUAAUAGUUAGGCAUAUUUUAUCUCCAGGGACUCAUGCUGAAUAUGUACCUUCACUACACAUUGUCAGUUUUUUAGUAUGCCCAAUAUAUUUAAAUUCGCUUGGAAUUCACUUCUUCCCCUAAAUUGCUAUCAUAUGUAUAUAUGAUUCUAUGUAAUCAAUCUUCUGCUGGUUGGUUUCCCUUUUCUAUUUUGAUCCUCCGAAGAGCUUCCAAAGUGGUCUGUUCAUAUCACUCUACUCAAUAAACCACAGUGACUCCCUACUGUUCUUUGCCCACUUAUGCCUCAGUUUACUUUAAAGCCUAGCUCAAAUAUCACUUCUUGUUAGACUGUAUCUGACUCUCUUACAUAACCCAUUCCAAUAUUAGAUACUCUCUACUUCUAUAUUUCUUGGUAUAGACUCCAGGUCCUGAGGGAUUUAAUUUAGUCACAUAUUUCUUGAAGUAUUAAAAACAAUUUCUCUAGAAAAACAAUGGGACAUAGUAAACAGUUGACCUUGAAGCCUUAAGCAACUGGGUUUAAACUGCUUCCCUCCCCAUCCCACCCCCAAUAUCAUAUUGGCUGAUUUGCUUUGGUAAGAAGGAUUUUCCUCAUCUUGGAUGAGGUCAUAGGUCCCUAUAUUAUGUCUUACUCAACAAGCAUUUAUUAAGUAUCUGAUGUCUUUUAGGCACUGCCAAGUGCUGAGGAUAUAGACAACAGACCCUACUUUUUUUUUUAAUAGCUUUUUAUUUACAAGAUAUAUGCAUAGGUAAUUUUUCAGCAUUGACAGUUGCAAAUCCUUCUGUUCCAACUUUUUCCUUUCUUCCCCCAGAUGGCAGGUUGACCAAUACAUGUUAAAUAUGUGUUAAAUGAAAUAUAUGUAUACAUCAGACCCUACUUUCAGAGACUGAAAUCUAGCUGGAGACAACAUGUAAAGAGUUAUUUACUUACAAAAAAAAGUUUUAUAUACAAAAGAGAUUUUUAAAUUGGAGAUAAUCUCAGAGGACAAGUAACAUUAAGGAGGAUAUUGAAAGACUCAGAAGAUGGGACUCUUCUUGACGUUCAAAGGAAGCCUGGGAAAACAGGAGGUGGAGAUGAGGAGGAAGAAUUUCAGGCUUAACAAAGAUCCUGUAUUUGAGAGAUGGAGUACCUUGUGGAAAGAUCAAGUUCUGUAUCAUUGGAUGAUGAUAUAUAUGAAAGGGGCUAGGGUGUAUGAAGACUGGAAAGGAGGGGAUCUAUGUAAUAAUUACUAAUACUUCAGAAAUACAGUGGAAUUCACUCUACUCUUUCCCCAAAAAAGAUUGUAGUAUAUAAUAUAAUAGAUGGUCUUUGAAACUAAAAAGCAUAUGUGCCUUAGAUAAGUGUUUUAAAUGUUCCACACUUCCUAUAAAAUAGUUCUUAUACUUCUACUUGAAUUAAUGACCUAAAAAGAUUGUGUACAUGAAAGAAACCUAAUUUUUUAUAUGAAAGUUACUUAUUUUAAUUAUGUUAUGGAUUAUCCACACUAAUGAACAUUCUCUCAAUUAAUGCAAGUGGGCAGAAAAAUAGACCUAUAUAUGGACCACUAUUUUGGGAAAGUUAAUCCUAGAGGGUUAGCCAAGACCCAAGUGACCUGCAACUAAGCAAUAGGAAUUAAAACAGUUCUGAGUCCUGUGUUGAAUUAUCCCCAAGGUGUGAAUAAUCUUUGAAGAUAAUUGAUAGUUUAUUGCAGAAGAAUAAGCUAUAAUAAAGAAUUAAAGAACCAAAAAUUAAUGGAAUUGAGCUGUUCUAAUGAGCAAAACAAGCAGCAUUUAAUUGUAGGUAUCAACCACACCUUCUUUGACUAGUAUUUUGUACUAUAUCUAAUAGAAGAAAAGUAGCUUGGGGAAGUGGCCAGGAGGCUGGCUUCAGAGUUAACAUCCAAAUUCAACUAAGUAAAGAAAGUUAUCCUCUGUUACAGACUUGGAGAUCCCAGGUUUCUUCCUUGUCUUGGAGAAUUAUAGAAGUAGGGAUUAAUUUGGAAACCUUGCUAAGCCUUAUAAGCUACCUUAUAAGCUUUUGUCAAUCUUCUUUGGCUUCUAAGAAAGUAAAAUUGAAACAUACUUAUAAAAAAGUAUUGCAUUUGCCUGAUUUCUGGACCUCAAUGGGGGAAUCUCACAAUUUUACUAAGUUUCUAAUUAUAUGCAUUGUGAUAUACCCAUAAGCAAAGAAUUAUUCUCUUUUAAAUUUGUUCAUAAGAUUUUUGAGUUCCAAAUUCUUUCCCUUCUCUCUUCAUUGAAAAAGCCAUCAAUAUGCUAACUUGUAUAUGUGAAAUCAUGCAAAACGUCUCCAUAUUAACCAUGUUGCAAAAAAAAAAAAAAAAAAAAAAGGAAGAAACAAAGUGGAAAGAAAUGUUUAAAUAUGCAAUCAAAGUUCAUCAGUUCUUUCUCUGGAGGUAGAUAAGCAUUUUUGAUGGAUCUUUUGUAUUUGUCUGGGAUCAUUGUCUAAAUCUUUCACAGUUAACUAUCAUUACAAUCAUUUAAGUCUUCCCAUCCAACUCAUCAUUUCUUAUAAUACAAUAACAUUCCAUCACAAUCAUAUGUUCAACUAUUCCCUAAUUGAUGGGCAUCCCCUCAACUUCCAAUUCUUUGCUAUUAAAAACAUUUAUAAAUA
Molecule: messenger RNA, 7015 nt
Organism: Antechinus flavipes (yellow-footed antechinus)
Lineage: Eukaryota; Metazoa; Chordata; Mammalia; Dasyuromorphia; Dasyuridae
Gene: RMI1
Product: RecQ mediated genome instability 1
Exons: 4
Coding region: 582-2459 (625 amino acids)
Biological process (GO): double-strand break repair via homologous recombination; resolution of meiotic recombination intermediates
Cellular component (GO): RecQ family helicase-topoisomerase III complex; nuclear body
Molecular function (GO): nucleotide binding
Source: RefSeq, a predicted model, not a curated record